Messenger RNA from Glarea lozoyensis ATCC 20868, 639 nucleotides. Its product is annotated as Arp2/3 complex 21 kDa subunit ARPC3. Gene Ontology annotation, biological process: regulation of actin filament polymerization; Arp2/3 complex-mediated actin nucleation. Gene Ontology annotation, molecular function: actin filament binding. The coding region runs from base 1 to 639 and encodes 212 amino acids. The transcript has 2 exons. Gene Ontology annotation, cellular component: cytoskeleton; Arp2/3 protein complex. Lineage: Eukaryota; Fungi; Ascomycota; Leotiomycetes; Helotiales; Helotiaceae. The record is from RefSeq and is a predicted model, not a curated record.
AUGCCCGCCUACAACUCAAUCUUCAACGACGAAGCCUCGCCCACCCUAAUCGGCAACUUCCCGCUCCUCCCCCUCCGCACCCGCACCCGCGGUCCAGCCUACACGCUCCCCCUCGACGCCUCCCUCUCGCCCGCCCAAUCUCCCGAGCCCGACUCCGAGAGCUACGAUAUCCUCGAUGAAGUGCUCUCUCUCUUUCGCGCCAAUACCUUUUUCCGGAACUUCGAGAUCCAGGGGCCGGCGGAUCGGUUGCUCAUUUAUGGGAUCCUGUGGGUGAGUGAGUGUUUGGGGAAGGUGCGGCCGGGGUUUAGUUCACGGUAUGUUAUAACGCGUCUCCUCUUUAUAUGGGGGGAAGUUGGACGGUACAUUGAUAGUAUGGAUAGGGAAGCACAAAAAGAAGUCCAGAAUAUAGCACUCGACACGAAUUUCAGUAUCCCAGGAGACCCAGGAUUUCCACUUAAUCAGAUGUUUCAGGCACCGGGGUCGCGACAGGAGGCUGAGACGUUGAAGCAGUAUCUGGCGCAGGUGCGACAGGAGUUGGCGAGUCGGUUGUUGGCGAAGAUUUAUGAGGAUGGGAGUGAUAGGCCGAGUAAGUGGUGGUUGAGCUUUACGAAGAGGAAGUUUAUGGGGAAGAGUUUGUAG